This is a messenger RNA of Drechmeria coniospora, 552 nucleotides long. RefSeq names its product Ribosomal protein S4/S9. Gene Ontology annotation, molecular function: structural constituent of ribosome; snoRNA binding; rRNA binding. Gene Ontology annotation, biological process: rRNA processing. The transcript is spliced from 2 exons. The record is from RefSeq and is a predicted model, not a curated record. Gene Ontology annotation, cellular component: Mpp10 complex; small ribosomal subunit; small-subunit processome. Bases 1 to 552 code for a protein of 183 amino acids. NCBI's taxonomy places the organism in Eukaryota, Fungi, Ascomycota, Sordariomycetes, Hypocreales, Ophiocordycipitaceae.
AUGGUGCGCAAACUCAAGUAUCACGAGCAGAAGCUCCUGCGCAAAACCGACUUCAUCUCGUACAAACAAGACAAUGGCCAUCGCGACCAGGCCGUCAUCCGCCGGUACAUGAUCCAGAAGCCGGAGGACUACCACAAGUAUAACCGUCUUUGCGGGUCGCUACGCCAGCUCGCCCACCGCCUCUCUCUCCUACCGCCCGAGAACGCAACAAGGCGGAAGCACGAAGAGCUGCUCCUCGACAAGCUCUACGACAUGGGCAUCUUGUCCACCAAGUCGAAGCUCUCGGCCGUCGAGCACGGCGUAACGGUGAGCGCUUUUGCCCGUCGCCGUCUUCCCGUCGUCAUGACGCGCCUCAAGAUGGCCGAGAACGUUCAGGCGGCGACGCGCAUGAUCGAACAGGGCCAGGUCCGCGUCGGCGUCGAGACCGUCACCGACCCAGCCUACCUCGUGACCCGCUCGACCGAGGACUUUGUCACGUGGGUUGUCGGCAGUAAGAUCAAGAAGAACAUUAUGAAGUAUCGCGAUCAGUUGGAUGAUUUUGAGCUGCUGUAG